AUAUCAAAAUCAAUCACGUUUUUCACGUUGUUUUCAUAUAAUGAUUCGACAGAGUGACGUCACACCAGAGCAGCUGAUUGUCAAAAUAUACAACAAAGAGGAGGUGGUAAAUAGUUGUCGUGUUUGCAGAAGCCCCAAUCAAGAUGGAGAUUACGAGUGUUUAUAUGCUGUACAGGUAGUUGAGGAAGAUGGUGUGAUUCAGGCGCACACAUGGCAGCUGACCAACACAGGCAAAUUGUAUGAGGAUAUGCUCGGCGUUGAGAUUGAUGCAGCAACUAUGGAAAUAUACCCUCAGUAUCUAUGCAACAGCUGUGAUUUACAAAUGCGGCUAUUUCGCAAGUUAACAAUGAGAGCACGACGCACACUUGAAGAGUUGGCAAAAAUGUAUCCCCCAACUGAUAUUAAGACUUCUGCCGUCUCGGAAGUACAUGAAGAAACAGAAAAUGCUAUAUUGGAAACACCAAAUACUUUAGACGAGGAAUUUUUGGAAAACGAAAUAUCGACAUUGGACAAUGAAAGUAACCUCAUGCAAUCACUGCUAGCUGAAACAAAUCUACAGGCACAAAAUAAUUAUGAAGAUAUCAAAGCUAAAUCGUAUGACGCGUCACCAAUAGAAACAAUACAUUUUGCCCACGAUACGCCGACAUUGGAGUCAACGAUGGAAGAGGCCGAUUCAAAAGAAUUUUUAAAUGACAUACAAGCAGUUUCUUUGGAUAACACUGAGAUGAGAUAUUUUGAAGAAGACCAGGAAGCGUCGAUGCAACCAACUAUGAUUGCUAAUCAAAAAACCAAGCAGGAGAAACGCAGAGAAAUCGAAUUUGUUUCGUUAUUUGAAGAGCACAUUGCAGAAGAUCAAGAACAGCAAGCAAGAGAAGAACCAGUAGAAUUCUUUGAUGUACACUAUUUGGAAGACACAUAUAGUGGGCUGCCAAUAAAUGCGCUGGAGAGACCAAAAGUCUUUGGUGAUUGCAAUGGUGGCAAUAUACGACGUGCAUACGAAUGUAAGGCAUGCAAUCUGGAAUUCCUGCGUCGCACAGAUUUUCUGCAACAUCGCAAAUCUGUGCACGACAACAAAUUUCCAUGCCCCCUCUGUUCGAAACUGCUGCAUACUAACGAUGCGUUGCGCGUACACUUGCGUCUGCAUGGCGGUGAGCCAGCCUAUAAAUGUGAAAUUUGCCAGCGUACAUUCAAUCAAAAAGUGCAUUUCCGCUAUCACAUGGAUCGGCAUAAUAAUGUACGUAAUUUCAAGUGCACGCAAUGUGAGAAAGCAUUUCUCUCCAAACACGACCUGACAGUGCAUACGCGCACACAUACAGGCGAGCGGCCAUAUGAAUGCGAAAUUUGUGGCAAGGACUUCCUCAUACUGCAACACCUUAAAAUGCAUCGCUACUCGCAUACAAACAAAUCCUUUGAGUGCCCUGAAUGCAAGCAAAAAUUCAUAUCACCAUCCACGCUGCGCAUACACCAACAUACCAUACACGCGGCUGAACGCCGAUUUCAGUGUGAAUAUUGUGUUAAACGCUUUCGUCGGAAACAUCAUUUGAUUGCGCACUACCGCGUACAUCAAAAAUCUGAGAUGGAUACAAACAAUUUUGAUGACUACGUCGAGCAAGGCGAAAACGAUAUCGAUAUAGAUGGCUAUCAAAUGCCAGCGUCUGAUGCGCAAACGCAACAGUUAGCAGUGAUAAAGGAAGAUGAGUGCGAAUAUCUGGAAAUCAACGCCGAUGAAAACAUCGAUAAUAUAUUAGUCGUUGAUGAUGACGACGAGGCGGCAGAUAGGCAAGCCUUAUAUGGCGCUGAUUACGUGAUAGGCGUGGCGGAAGAAUGUAACGCCAAUUUGACAUUUUAAUUUAUGUACACACAUACCUUUAUAUAUUUAAAAUAUUUAAAAGAUUUAAA
Messenger RNA from Ceratitis capitata (Mediterranean fruit fly), 1899 nucleotides. Its product is annotated as zinc finger and SCAN domain-containing protein 12. Gene Ontology annotation, cellular component: nucleus. The coding region runs from base 41 to 1849 and encodes 602 amino acids. The record is from RefSeq and is a predicted model, not a curated record. Gene Ontology annotation, molecular function: RNA polymerase II cis-regulatory region sequence-specific DNA binding; DNA-binding transcription factor activity, RNA polymerase II-specific; zinc ion binding. Gene Ontology annotation, biological process: regulation of transcription by RNA polymerase II; central nervous system development. The transcript is spliced from 6 exons. Lineage: Eukaryota; Metazoa; Arthropoda; Insecta; Diptera; Tephritidae.